GCGCCGAAUACAACAGGUGUAGACUUGACCGUGAAAUGCUUGCUUAUGAGCCCUUCCCAACGAUGCAGUUACAUUAUUUUUUAUAAAAAUAGUAACACGAGGAAUAAAAUACACAAGAAUGAAGCUAUAACAGAGGGAACCAGAACAAUGUGCAGGGGUACAAUGUUUUAUUUUAUUUAUAUAACCUUUAUUUAACUAGGCAAGUCAGUUAAAGAACAAAUUCUUCUUUACAAUGAUGGCCAAACCCUCCCCUAACCCGGACUAAUUGUGCGCCGUCCUAUGGGACUCCGGAUCACAGCCAGUUGUGAUACACCCCGGGAUCAAAACCAGGUCUGUAGUGAUGCAGAACCCAUGUAUUUGAGGGAGAUAUGUGACAUUUGGACAAAAAACUGUGGACAAGACAAAGGAGCUUAUUGUGGACUACAGGAAAUGGAGGUGCGCACACGCCCCCAUUCAUAUCGACGGGUCUGUAGUGGAGUGGGUCGAGAACUUCAAGAUUCUCUGUGUCCACAUCACUAAGGACGUAUCAUAGUCCAAACACAGUUGUGAAGAGGUCACAACACCUCUUCCCCCUCAGGAGGAUGAAAAGAUUUGGCAUGGGCCCUCAGAUCCUCAAAAAGUUCUACAGCUGCACCAUUGAGAACAUAUUGACUGGCUGCAUCACCGCUUGGUAUGGCAUCUGCUCGGCAUCCAACCGCAAGGUGCUACAGAGGGUAGUGCAUAUGGCCCAGUACAUCCCUGGGGCCGAACCCUGCCAUCCAGGACCUCUAUACCAGGCGGUGUCACAGCCACCAAAGUCAUAGACUGUUUUCACUGCAACUGCAUGGCAAAUGGUACCCGAGCACCAAGUCUGGGACCAAAAGGAACAUGAACAGCUUCUAACAGUUAAUCAAAAUGGACAAUUUACAUUGGCCCCCUUUAUUAUUUAUUUAUCUUAAUUGUUUUGCACUGACUUCCUUGCACUGGCUCUAUGCACACUUGCUAGACUCUACCCACAUACUACACUGACACUCCCAACACACACACACACUACAUACCCUCACACACACAUUUUCACACUUCACAUACACUGCAGGUACUCUGUUUAUAUAGCUUGAUUGCUGAGUCACUUAUCUAUCCACAUGUACAUACUGUAUUACCUCCACUACCUCGUACCCCUUCACAUUGUCUCCGUACUGGUAGUCCUUGUAUAUAACCUCGUUAUUGUUUUACUCUUUCCUUUUUUAUUUAACAAAUAUAUGUAUUUUUAACUUUGCAUUGCUGGGAAAAGGGCUCAUAAGUAAACAUUUCACUGUGAAGUCUACACCUGUUGUAUUCAGCACAUGUAACCAAUACAAUUUUAUUUUAUUUGAGAUAUGUACAUAAAGGCAGGGUAAAGUGACAAGGCAUCAGAAUAGAUAAGAUUAAGAAUAAAGAACAGAGUAGCAGCAGCAUGUGAUGUGUGUGUUGUCGGUAUGCGUAUGUAGUGUGAAUGACUACCUUAUCUCUGUAUCCCAGUCGAGCAGUGAAUUUCAAACGCAGAUUCAACCACAAAGAGUAGUGAGGUUUUCAAAUGUCUUGCAAAGAAGGGCACCUAUUGGUAGAUGGGAAAAGAAAAGCAGACAUUGAAUAUCUUUUUGUGCAUGGUCAAGUUAUUAAUUACACUUUGGAUGGUGUAUCAAUACACCCAGUCACUACAAAGAUACAGGCAUCCUUCCUAACUCAGUUGCCGGAGAGGAAGGAAACCACUCACGGAUUUCCCCAUGAGGUUAAUUGUGACUUUAAAACAGUUAGAGUUUAAUGGCUGUGAUGGGAGAAAACAUUGUAGUUACUCCACAAUACUAACCUAAUUGACAGUGUGAAAAGAAAUAAGCAUGUACAGAAAAAAAAUAUUCCAAAACAUGCAUCCUGUUUGCAACAUGGCAAUAAAGUAAUACUGCAAAAAAAAAAGUGACAAAGCAAUUAACUUUUUGUCCUGAAUACAAAGUGUUAUGUUUGGGGCAAAUCCAAUAGAACACAUUACUGAGUACCACUCAAUAUGUUCAAGUAAAGUGGUGGCUGCAUCAUGUUAUGGGUAUGCUUAUAAUUGUAAGGACUGGGGAGUUAAGCACAGGCAAAAUCUGAGAGGAAAAUCUGGUUGUCUGCUUUCCACCAGACACUGGGAGAUGAAUAUACCUUUCAGCAGGAUAAUAACCUAAAACACUGGAGUUGCUUACUAAGAAGACAGUGAAUGUUACCGAGUGGCCAGUGUAACAGGGUUAGUUAUGUUUCCACAUGACACAGCAGAAAUAUGUAUUUGAUGUUAAGGUUUUCCUAUUGGUUGGUUGAAUUCACAAAUCAAUAAGGUGCUAUGCCAUUGGUCAUGCUUACAGAUAGGUGGAGAUGGCAAAGGUUAAUUCUUCCCAGUCUAUUGACAUGCAAGCGGUAGGUCACUUUCUGAAAUACUGUAUUCUAUUUUCAUAUUUACAAUGUGUACGAGUUCAUUAUGUACAUGUGUAACGGAUGUGAAAUGGCUAGCUAGUUAGCGGGUACACGCUAGUAGCAUUUCAAUCAGUUACGUCACUUGCUCUGAGACUUUAAGUAGGGUUGCCCCUUGCUUUGCAAGGGCCGCGGCCUUUGUGGAGCGAUGGGUAACGAUGCUUCGUGGGCGACCGUUGUUGAUGUGUGCAGAGGGUCCCUGGUUCGCGCCCGUGUCGGGGCGAGGGGACGGUUUAAAGUUAUACUGUUACACAUGUCCGUGUGUGUGUGUAUAUACAGUUGAAGUCACAAGUUUACAUACUUAGGUUGGAGUCAUUAAAACUCGUUUUUCAACCACUUCACAAAUUUCUUGUUAACAAACUAUACUUUUGGCAAGUCGGUUAGGACAUCUACUUUGUGCAUGACACAAGUAAUUUUUCCAACAAUGUUUACAGACAGAUUAUUUCACAUAUCAUUCACUGUAUCACAAUUCCAGUGGGUCAGAAGUUUACAUGCACUAAGUUGACUGUGCCUUAACAGCUUGGAAAAUUCCAGAAAAUUAUGGCAUGGCUUUAGAAGCUUCUGAUAGGCUAAUUGACAUAAUUUAUCAGAAGCUUCUAAAGCAUCUAGCCACAAAAUUAAGGAAAUUAGAAGGGGGUGGAGAAUGUCAGCAGACAAGAAAAUGGCCUUGCCGAAGUACCCCCCACCCCCUCUAAUUUCCUUAAUUUCGUCAGAGUCAAAUACUUUCUAUAGGACAAACUUCGUCAGGAUAGGCAACCGAAAUUAAUAAUUAAUGUAUGUGUGUUAUAUUAAACAGAGGGAGUAAAAUGUAGGCAAGCAAUAAACUUUUAAAGAACUACUCGUCGAAUAAGACAUGGGAGAGAUGACGGAUUUUGGCAAACAGAUUUAUUUAGAGACUAAUACAUUUGAAACAAAUAGCCAAACCGAAAACUGCAGACAUUACUAGUGCCUCCCCCGCGAUCAAACCGGCAUAAAACAUUUAAUGAAAUGCAGCGUAUUGCUUCUUUUUUUGUGAACUAAAUGUGCGAUUCACACUCCGACCUGUGAAAGGCAGUAAUACUUAACACAUCGUCUAGUUUGCCGGAAAACCACACAAAAAAGUAAACAGUGAUCAAUAACAUUUUCCAGGUUAGCGUUGUUGUUUGGGGAUUUAUUAACACCCUGGAACUCAAAAUAUGACUAAGUUACCUGCACAAUAUCACACACUUACCACAUGUAGUAUUUAAUUCGCAUUGGAGACAAGACGUUGCCAAUCAAUGUUAUUUGGGUAACGCUAGCUAGCUAGAUACUAACGUUAGCUAACUGUAUGGUUUUUCACACUCAAAUAGCCUCCAUCAUGGAGGUGCUAGCGAAUGCAGCCGUGGCAGAGAUCUGUAAACUCGUAGACGACGACUAUGCAGUUUUUCGUUUGGAAAUAACUCAAAGCCAGAAAGAAAACAGGGCAAUGCGGAGGAAACUGCAGCUACUGGAACUGAAAGUGUCACGGGAGCGCGGCCUCGCCAGUCGUCCCAGUAGUGUCAAGAUCCUCGACCGAUACAGAGGAAUGGCAAGAGGACAUCUCACAGGAGGCUACAGGAUCUCUGUGAACCCAGCGGGACACAAUACAUGGAGAGAUGACCAACCAAUCACUGUUGAUGAGGGGAGUGGAACCUCAACCCAGCACGUUAUCAUGAUAGAGUCUGCAGAUGCAGAGGCUGCAGGUCCUGGAGGAUUGUCUUUGGUCAAGCAUGAGAGUUCUGAAGGAGAGGAGGACCCACGGCACAGCAGAGACAUUCCUACUGGAGCAGCUGGCGCGCCCCCUGUAGCCAUGGAGGACCCCGCUACCCUCCCAGGGCAGCCCAGAACCCGAUGCAGAAUCACGGAGGAGGAGGAGGGUCCAGAGGUGCUGCUGGUGAAAGAGGGGUGUGAGGAGGGUCUGGGGAACCCUGAGGGGACCAUGGUCAUGGAGGACAACCAGACUACACCUCCUCCUGAACCCACAGAGGAACCAGCUGAGCAGCACAGGACCACACACAGUCUCACUGAGUCAGUAGACAUGGAGGAUGGGAAGCCUGACCUGCUGCUGGUCAAAGAGGAGACGAUAGAAGACGGACCAGAGAGCAUUGACCUGCUGAGUGGACUAAAGAUGGGGGAGCAAGGUGGUUGUCUCGAGGCUAACAGAGCAGACUGGGCGGCCAUCUUGGAUUCCCAGACCCAGACUGGUGCAGCUAAGAGCCCAGGGGACAACAUCACUGAGCAGGCCAGGACCAGAGGGAACAUAGUGGAGGUCAGUGGAUGGGACAGCAUCCCCAACUCUGGGCUGGGGAACAACACUGUUAACCACAACCAGAAACAGACAAUUGAACACAAAACAACAACUGAAUUUAGUCUCCAUGACAACAGACUGGCUGUGACCAGGGCGAGGCGUAGAUUUGGUCUGCGGGGACGAGGAGGUGUCCGUAUUUGUCUGGAGAGAACAGACACAGACUUGAGUAGCAUUGAUCCGUCCUGCUCCUAUAGUUGUGAUUCAGAGAGACUGAUGGUCCCUCUAACAGGUGCUGCCUUCAGCCUGCCUUCUAUAGGAUCUAUCAACUGCAACAUGGACACUGCAACAGCACAGACACUCCCUGGCCUUCAUCCUCCUCAUACUCUCCUCCUGUUAAACCAGACCUCAGACAAUGCCAGUGCCUCAACACUGAAUGGCUACACAAACCCAUUGACAAAUGACAUUAGUAGUAAUGCUAUCAGCAAAUACGGAGGCAAAGAGAAGCGCUUCCCAUGUUCAUUCUGUGGGAAAGCCUUCAGUUUCCCCAAGCAGGUGAAGAUCCACCAGAGGAUGCAUACUGGGGAGAAACCGUUUGUCUGCCCCCUAUGCCGGGCCAGUUUCUCCCACCCGUCCAACCUGAAGAGGCAUCAGAGGGUCCACACGGGUGAGAAACCCUACAGCUGCCCCCAGUGUGAGAAGAGGUUCUCCCACCAGCACCAUCUGAAGAUCCACACAGGAGAGAGGCCGUUCACCUGUACGCUACCUCAGGAUGCACCAGCAGAAAAUGCACACAGCCAUGUAUAGAUUGUAGAGAUAUGUAGUGUAGUACAAGUUAGUUUGUAGUUAAUUCUGUUGGUUUUAGAUGUAUAGAGAACUGGAUGAGGAUAACUGAGGAAAGAAAGAGUAUGAUGAGGCAGAGUAGAUGAUAUGGUGUUGGUUGGUGUGAUCGUGUCUGUAAAAAUGCUUCACUGAUAAAUUGAUAACCUUGUCUUUUGGUUUGAUGCUGUUUUUUUAUAAUGAGGAAAUUAUAGUGCCUUAAUUCAUGUUUACUUUACUACUUUAUGUAAAGAUAUGUGUAUUGUAAUGUUGAACCUUUUCCAAAGCGAGGGCACCAGAUUUACAGAAAUUUUAUUUUACUUGUCAUGUAUCGUUUGUGCAAUAAAAGUACUGAACUUCA
Molecule: messenger RNA, 5879 nt
Organism: Salvelinus fontinalis (brook trout)
Lineage: Eukaryota; Metazoa; Chordata; Actinopteri; Salmoniformes; Salmonidae
Product: sal-like protein 1
Exons: 6
Coding region: 3764-5506 (580 amino acids)
Cellular component (GO): nucleus
Source: RefSeq, a predicted model, not a curated record